Messenger RNA from Zingiber officinale, 1800 nucleotides. Its product is annotated as wax ester synthase/diacylglycerol acyltransferase 11-like. Gene Ontology annotation, cellular component: plasma membrane. The transcript is spliced from 7 exons. Gene Ontology annotation, molecular function: long-chain-alcohol O-fatty-acyltransferase activity; diacylglycerol O-acyltransferase activity. Bases 106 to 1620 code for a protein of 504 amino acids. NCBI's taxonomy places the organism in Eukaryota, Viridiplantae, Streptophyta, Magnoliopsida, Zingiberales, Zingiberaceae. Gene Ontology annotation, biological process: triglyceride biosynthetic process. The record is from RefSeq and is a predicted model, not a curated record.
CCUUUGCAAGGUUUGAAAAAUGAGGUAUAGCAAAGAAGCCAGCGAUAAAACAGGCAGAAGAGUCUUCCUCUCUCGCACAUCGCCAACUGAUUUUGUAGUCUGGAGAUGGAGGGAGAGUGGAAGGCGGAGACGAGGCGACUGUCGAUAAAGACAGGGGAGAGGAGGAGAUUCGAAGGAACGGGCGAGGAGAUAGAGGAGGAGGAGCAGCCUAUGAGUCCAGCUGCUCGGCUGUUCGGCCAAGACGGCUUCAACUGCUACAUCGUGAUGGUGAUGGGCGUGGGGAAGCCCCUCGACGUCGGAGUCAUCAAGUCCGGCCUCCAGAACACCCUCGCUCGACACCCGCGAUUCUGCAGCAUCCCGGUGUUCGAGGAAAGCAGCAAUAAGAAGCCCCGCUGGGUGGCCGCCGAGGUGUCGGUGGAGGACCACAUCGUGGUCCCAAACCUCGAUCCUGGCAGCAUCUCCAGGUCGCCUGAUCGGACGGUGGAGGACUACGUGGCUUCCCUCACCUCCACCCCGAUGGACGCCUCCCGCCCCUUGUGGGAGCUCCACAUCCUCAACUUCCCCGUCUCCAAUGCCGCCGCCGUCGCCGUGCUCCGCCUCCACCACUCCCUCGGCGACGGCAUCUCCCUCAUGUCCCUCCUCCUCGCCUGCACUCGCAAGGCCUCUGACCCCGCUUCCCUUCCCGAUCUCCCCCAACGGUUCGCCCGCCCUUCUCCGUCCGGGUCUCGCACCGUUGGCAUUCUCACGAUCUUCCUCUUGCUGCGGGCCUUCCUCAUCCUCGCGUGGAACACCCUCGUUGAUGUCCUGUUAUUCAUUGCGACGGCACUUUUCUUCAAGGACACCCCCACACCGCUCGUCGGAUCUGAAGGGGUGGAGAAUCGUCCGAAGCGAAUCGUGCAUCGGGCAGUCAGCCUCCGUGACAUAAAGGACAUCAAGAACGCCAUGCAUUGCACCAUCAAUGAUGUAUUAGUGGGCGUGACAUCUGCAGGCUUGUCUCGUUACCUCAACAGGAGAUACUGUCAAACCGCUCAUGAGGAUGGUAAGAAGGUUCAGUUCCCAUCAAAAAUUCGACUCCGAUCAACCCUCCUCGUGAACAUUAGACCGACACCUGGGAUUCACGCUCUGGCAGAGCUAAUGGAAGGCAGGGAUGGUGGCACAAAGUGGGGGAACUUGCUUGGUUACCUCAUCUUACCCAUUCCAAUCGGAAACUAUAUCGAUCCCUUAGAUUAUAUCCGCAAAGGGAAAGCGAUUGCAGAUAGGAAGAAGAAUUCCUUGGAAGCUAUCUUCACCUAUAAAAGUGCAGAUCUCAUUGUCAAAUUGUUUGGAAUUAAGGCUGCUGCAUUCCUGUGCCACAGAGUGCUCCAACACACAACAUUUUCCUUGUCUAAUAUGAUGGGGCCAAUUGAAGAAAUAGCAUUCUUCGAUCAUCCACUUGUCUUCUUAGCUCCUACUGUCUACGGACAUCCACAGGCCCUCACACUGCACUUCCAAAGUUACAAGAACACAAUGGAAAUAGUUGUGACGGUUGAUGAUACAGUGAUAGAGAACCCACACCAGCUCUUGGAUGAUCUUGUUGAAUCUCUCAAACUCAUCAAGGCAGAAAUUUUUCCGAUGUCAUGAGACACGAUAUCAAGCAAGGUGCCCUGGAACUGCUCCAUGUGUCAAUGUAUUUCAGUUUCUUUCACUAUUAUUAUUAUUAUUUUAAAAACCAUAUACUACUGUGUCAAUGUAUCACAUAUCAUUUUUAUUCUAUAGAUAUAGAUAAUAAAAAGAGCAUCUUCUUGAUGGAUGUUUUCUUUA